This is a messenger RNA of Orbilia oligospora ATCC 24927, 1776 nucleotides long. RefSeq lists its product as uncharacterized. Gene Ontology annotation, molecular function: GTPase activator activity. Lineage: Eukaryota; Fungi; Ascomycota; Orbiliomycetes; Orbiliales; Orbiliaceae. The record is from RefSeq and is a predicted model, not a curated record. Gene Ontology annotation, cellular component: Golgi apparatus. Bases 1 to 1776 code for a protein of 591 amino acids. The transcript has 9 exons. Gene Ontology annotation, biological process: activation of GTPase activity.
AUGUGGGGAGGAGGAAGCAAGAAACCACAGUCGGGUCCUGCACAGGAGAUGGUACAAGUUGGCACGUAUUUUGGCUCCAUCCUGCUCUGCUCUCCCGAGAAGCUGUACUGUGACAAGAAUCCCAGGAACCCGAUUGCUAAUCCCAAAACUACUACUCUCUUGACAAGGAUACAAUUACAGACCGGUCCGAAAGUUCUUUCUGGCGAAGUCGUUCUCCUCAGUCCAAUACUUCCACACCCCAUCGAGAUGGCGCCUACAAGUAACCAUACCUUGCCUCCGGCGGAUUCGCAGACCAAGGUCGUUGGAGCUUCUUACUCCUAUGCUGAUAUGUUGAACUUUGAGAACACUCCUGCCCGACCCAAAACUCCCACCCACUCGAAGCAUAAAUCUACUCCUUCGGGUGGAUCUCAUUCUCCUACUACGGCGGCUGCCAGUUACAAUGCUUUCAUGUCUCAGACAGACGACGACUGGGGCUUGGAUCUCAACGAUGCCUCUGUCCCCAAGGAGACGACAGUCACUGGCGGGCUAGGAAGCAUAGCAAGUAUGGCCGGUGUCACAAGUAUCGAAGGUCGUCCAUCGGGAGCCAAAGGCUCAAAGGGAGCUGGUGGAGGAUACGAGUAUCCGCUCGCCAAAAAAAGGACAAAGGGUCUCAAGGCACAGUUUGAAGGUUUAGUGAGGGACCCCGGAAAUUCAUUACAUAUGAUCUAUCACCCACCAAUAAACACCGACGUCCACUCUUCCGCUGAAAUCGAAGCUAUGAACGCUCGUAUAUCGCGCAUAAAUAAAUUCAAAACCGUCCUACAGUCUUCAACAGUCGACUUAACAAAGCUACGGUCACUAGCUUGGGGUGGAAUUCCCGACGAACUUCGACCUAUGGCCUGGCAACUCCUCCUAGGGUACCUUCCCGCCAAUUCUGACCGGCGAGUAGCCACUCUAGAGCGGAAACGGAAGGAGUAUCUGGAUAGUGCGAAACAGGCGUUUAGUAGAGGUGACGCAGGGAUGGAUCAGACGAUAUGGCACCAGAUAUCAAUCGAUAUUCCAAGGACAAAUCCUCAUAUACCGUUAUACGGUCACAAAACAACGCAGAGGUGCCUAGAGAAGAUACUAUACGUUUGGGCGAUACGGCAUCCGGCGAGCGGGUACGUACAAGGUAUAAACGAUCUUGUAACGCCCUUCUGGCAGGUGUUCCUGAGUGCGUACAUAGAAGGAGAUGUCGAAACAUUUAAUCCGGGUUCAUUACCACCAGAGGUCCUAGACGUCGUCAGUGCAGACUGUUUCUGGUGCCUAACAAAACUUUUAGACGGGAUCCAAGAUAAUUAUAUACAUUCACAGCCUGGGAUACAAAGACAGGUCUCGCAACUACGAGAUCUAGUAAGAAGGAUAGACAGCGGGUUAGCGAAGCAUCUAAAUGAUGUACAAGUCCAGUUUAUUCAGUUCAGCUUUCGAUGGAUGAAUUGUAUGUUGAUGCGAGAGUUCAGCGUGAAGAACGUGAUACGGAUGUGGGAUACAUAUAUGUCGGAAGGUAACUCCGGUUUCUCGGAAUUCCACCUUUACGUCUGUGCGGCAUUUUUAGUGAAAUGGUCAGCAGAGCUUAAAAAGAUGGAUUUCCAAGAAGUCAUGAUGUUCUUACAGUCAUUGCCCACCAAAGAAUGGGGCGAGAAGGAUAUUGGACUGUUAUUGAGUGAAGCUUUUAUGUGGCAAAGCCUAUACAGAAAUUCAUCAGCACAUCUAAGAGACGAUGGAACGACAGUGCAUAAUGAGGAGUUGAAUCUAUAA